CAACAACAACAUGAACAUCAACAUCUACAACAACCAAAACACAACACCAACAAAAACAACAACAACAACACUGUGGAAACUCCGGAUGCUCCUGCACCCCAACUGCACCCAAUCCACCUUUCCGCCUAACCUGCACACUCGCCUCCAACCCGACUCGAAACCCGAUCACGCCCACGCCAACUCCAACGCCAACACCCAUCCCACCCGAUCGCCCGAUCAGUCAGGCUUCGACAAUUCGGGACAUGGCUAUUACGUUGCCACCGACGAGGAUGAUGGCGACAUGCGCACCCGCGGCAAUGGAAAUGGUAACGGCUACGCCUAUAGCCGGCCCCCUCAAUCGCUCUCCUCGCCCUGCGGCCGCUUGGCCGGAAAUUGUCCCUAUGGCGGAGGCUCCAAGGUCUCAUCCUCGGCCAUAAGCAGCGAGAGCUCCCGCGGCGGAGGACAUACCAGUGUCCUAGGAUCAGAUGCUGGCAUCAAGCCCAAUGGCCAGGGCAGCUGGACCUAUCUGGGGGACCAGGAUAAAUCCGAGGGCAGCGGCAGCAGCAGCGGAGGGAGCAAUGGAGGAGGGAGUGGCUCAUCGGGUAGCGCUAGCAUGAGCAGCGGCAGCAGUCGGGAUCGAGAAAGGGAACGGGAUCGGGACCGCGAUGCACAGAGCUCUUCCUAUGGUGGCCGACCGCGUCCUCUAGGCGUCAGCUAUCUGCUCGAACGCGACUCGGGCAAUGCCGCAGACGCCUCCUCGGAUGGCCAAAGCGACCCGGCGAGUCCUGCCAGCGGUGGUGGUGAAAUUAAUGGUGAGGGAAUGCCCAUUCCCGCGGCCCAGACGGCCUCCGAGGGCAAUCCCGGCAAGACAAUGGACAAUGCAAGGCAAUAG
Molecule: messenger RNA, 871 nt
Organism: Drosophila miranda
Lineage: Eukaryota; Metazoa; Arthropoda; Insecta; Diptera; Drosophilidae
Product: cell wall protein IFF6-like
Exons: 2
Coding region: 11-871 (286 amino acids)
Source: RefSeq, a predicted model, not a curated record